UCAUAGUGCUUAUAUCCAUUUUUACUGUUAAUAAAAUACAAGAGCAUUAAUGAUGAAUUGAUGAGGCUCAAUGCUAAAAAAAAGUAAGAUAUCGUAAGCAUUAUUUAAGAUAAAAAAUUUGAUGUUUGACUUGAUAAAGAUAUAUCUUAUGCAUAAAUGAAAGUUUGGCUUGAAGAAAUCCCACCUACUAUAACUUCAUGUUCUCCUUGAUUAAGGUUUGAGUAAUUAAUAAAAGGAACCCUCUUCAUGUCAAAAAUAAAAAAAAAAUAAAAAAUAAAAAAGAUUUGAUGGUAUACAUAUUUAUUAGGAUUUUAUUAGAAAAAAGUUUUCUUCAAUUUUUAAUUUAUAACCUAGGUUCAUAAUUUUCAAACCUAUAUAAACACUAAAUUAAGAAAUAUUUUUUGGUAAACACUAUUCUAGUAAUUUCUUAUUUUUCAACGCCACACUGGCAAAUCGUUCUAAAAUACUUGACCCUUAUUUAAAAAAAAGAAAAAAAAAAUCAUCGCUUCUCUAAUCCAAGUUCAAAAUUCAAAUCAUCAAUUCGUCCAUUUUUCACAACAAAACCCCCCAUUUUCAUUGGAAGAGAGAGAAAAUGAACAUCAUGAACAAUACUCUUCCUGACCAUCUCAUUUUCGAGAAAAUCCUCCCAAUACUUCCUGUUAAAUCAUUACUUCGCUUCAAAUCUGUUUCCAAAUCAUGGCUUUCUACCAUUUCUUCCCCUGAAUUUGCUAAUCCCACCUCCAAUUAUUCUCUUCACCCCCUAAAUUAAUCGUACUUGCUGGGCAAAAUCGUGCACUAGGAGAGGAAUUUUACUUAUUAAAUUACGAUGAAAACAACAAUUACGAGCUUAAGCAUUUCGUUGAAUUGGAAUUAGAAGAUGAGUAUGAUAGUCCAGUUAAAUCCUUCUAUAUUCUGGGUUCUUGUAAUGGGCUUGUGUCUUUGCAUGUACAAGAACGGUCCGGUGAGAAGGCGUUCUUUAUCGGUAACCCGGCUACUCGCCGCUAUCGAAAGAUCAUGAUCCCUGAGGGUGUUUAUGUAAGUUAUGUCCACUGUUUUCUGUUUUACUAUGAAUCAUCAACAGAUGACUAUAAAAUCUUUGGUGGGUUUUCGUCUUUUGAAGGUGAUUAUGAUCAAUUAUAUGUGUUUUCUUUGAGUGCUGGAAAUUGGAGACAGAUUAAUGUGUUAGAUAAUCUUGUGGUAUCAGAUGAGGUUGAGGAGGUUGUAUUGGUCAAUGAAACUAUUUACAUGUUGUUUGAAUUUCGGAAUACUAUAAUUGGGUUUGACUUGAGUACAGAACAGAUUAAGGAAUUGCAGCGGAUGAAUUGGUUGAAUAACUAUAGAUGUGUGAGUUUGUCGGAGUUAGGAGGGUGCUUGUUGUUGCUUUGCACUACUGCUAAUCUUAAAGUAGAUGAUGUUUGGAUGUUGAAGGAUCCUAGUGAUGUGAGUUCUUUGGAGAAAUUGUUCUCUGUCAAUCUUACUAAUGUGUUAUACUAUGGUUUUUCUGAGAAUGGCAAGCGUUUGCUACACACUGAGGGGAAAAUCAGGGUAUUCGAUCCGACUCGGGAGACUCCACAGAUGACUCAAGGGGGUAUUGCUUUCUAUAAUGAUGAUAGCAUUGUUCAAUCAAAGAGUUAUAUUGAAAGCUUAAUUUCACCUUUCUAAAGCCAUGAUAAAUGGAGGUAACAGAGAGAAGGGAAUACAACACUCAUUUUGCUAUGAAGAGUUUGGUAAGUUCGCCUUUCAUGCUAAACAGCCUGUGUGAUAUGGUGUCUUCAUGCCUUAAAGAGUUUAAUUUAAGGAUGAUGAGAAUGGCAGAG
This is a messenger RNA of Chenopodium quinoa (quinoa), 1817 nucleotides long. RefSeq lists its product as uncharacterized. The transcript is spliced from 2 exons. NCBI's taxonomy places the organism in Eukaryota, Viridiplantae, Streptophyta, Magnoliopsida, Caryophyllales, Amaranthaceae. The coding region runs from base 1015 to 1662 and encodes 215 amino acids. The record is from RefSeq and is a predicted model, not a curated record.